GCAGUGGGACGCCACGCCGACGAGAUGGUCUCCGCUAGCGACAAGGCCCCCGCGACCGAUGUUCGAGAAUCCUUCACGAUUCUGCGCCGUGUGCAUCGUCUUAACUUUGUUCACACCAGGUAGUGCAUGGCCACAUCUCGUUUCUUCCAGAGGAGUCCGAUCAGUGGCGGCUGCCGUUAGCAAUCGCACGAAACAAGCCCCGAUCACGCGAGCAAUCGGGCGUACAAUUGAGCGAGAGGUUGAGGGAUCCGUUGAAUGCGAUGAGCAAGGUUACCAUGUUGCGGCGAUCGGCGGGGGCCGUGCAGGAGGUGCUGCAAGGGCAGCGAGAGAGAGCCUUGGCGGCGUUUCUACCGCAGGGGUUUAGUACCGCAAGCCUGUCCAGUGUGGCUUCGUCUCAGAAUGUGGCAACGGAGUCAUCGGCGUCGGCCGGCACGGCCGCAGCUGCGAGUGUGGGAACGAGUGAAGAGGGCGUGGUUGGAAGCCUGAAACAGAGAUUCCUGUGGAGGGUGGUGAAAUCAAGCUUGCUGAUCGCGGCCACGGGGGCUGUGGGCGGGGCAGCGUAUGUGACCUAUUCAUACGAUGUUGAUUCUGUGGAGCAAAAGCUGUCAGCUUUGAAGUCUUCUAUAAGCAAGCUGACUUUCGAUGAGUCGAACCUUCUAGACAAACUUCGCUCAACGGUUUACGCAACAACUCUUGGAGCUGCCGUUAGCGUAGCGGACUUUUAUGUUGAAACACGAAAGAACCUGGAAGAUCAAAUUCGCGGUAUUGCAGCUCCAUCAUCCAGCAAGUUAUUGCCUGAUCUACUUCCACAGGAGAGGGGCGCGUUCACAGUUGUCUUGGACCUUAAUGAAACCUUGGUCUAUUCGGAUUGGAAAAGGGAUAGAGGUUGGCGAACUUUUAAACGACCUGGAGUAGAAGCUUUCUUGGAGCAGCUCGCUCAGUACUAUGAGCUAGUCGUCUACACAGAUCAGCUCAACUUUUACGUCGAUCCAAUCCUGGAAAAACUGGAUCAGAAGGGUUGUAUUAGGUACAGAUUAUCGAGGGACGCUACUCAGUACAUCAAUGGUAAACAUCUUCGGGAUCUGGAGAAGCUAAACAGGGACCCGACUCAUGUAAUUUACCUCAGCGGACAUGCUAAGGAUACAACUUUACAACCUGAAAAUGCUCUACCCAUUAAACCAUGGAAAUUAGAACCGGACGACACUGUGCUUCUCGACAUGCUUCCUUUCCUUGAAUUUGUAGCUCGCCAAAGACCAGCAGACAUUCGACCUGUGCUAGCUUCAUAUGAUGGUUUAGACAUUCCUACAGAAUUUCGAGAAAGAACGAAGGAAUUGCAAAGGAAACUGGCGGAGCGGAAACAAACAAAUCGUCUUUGGAGAGGGCGUCAGUAGAUGCCACUGUCGAGAGCGUUUCGUAGUGUUUACUGCGCUUAAAUUUUUGGUUACUCGAUAGAGAAGUUUCAAAUCAACUGUCAUUGAGAGAAAUGACUAUUUAGUUUGAAUACUUUUACUUUUAUUUUAUUAGGUGGGAGGUCGAACCCUGAUACUCAAAAGAUAUAGUUUGAUGAUGAGUAUGAGAUAACAUGGGUGCACUUAUUAAUGGCUGGGGAGCGAGAAGUUAGCAGCUGCAAACACUAGAAUGUUUAGGUUAGUCAGUACUAGAAUCAUCCCGUGAAUAUCAAAGGUUCUGCAAACAUGUAGAAGUUUGAAGAUAAACUAUCAUCUGUACCUAGGUCUGAUGAUCUUCAAAGGC
Physcomitrium patens is the source of this 1752-nucleotide messenger RNA. RefSeq names its product mitochondrial import inner membrane translocase subunit TIM50. The record is from RefSeq and is a predicted model, not a curated record. NCBI's taxonomy places the organism in Eukaryota, Viridiplantae, Streptophyta, Bryopsida, Funariales, Funariaceae.